UGUGGCCCCGCAACUCCCAAACGCCAAGUUUUCGCGGGAAAAAAAUCAGAGCAGCUGGCAGCGCAGCGGGCAGUGGUGGCUGUCCGGGGCCUCGGGAUCGCACGCACGUCCGCGCGGGGUCCCAGCCACACACGCGGUUCCUUUGCCAUCCUCAGAAGGGCCGGCGCACAAUCAGCAGGCACCAUGUGGAUCCAGGUUCGCACCAUGGAUGGGAAGGUGGCCCACACUGUGGACUCCUUGUCCAGGCUGACUAAAGUGGAAGAGCUGAGGAAGAAGAUCCAGGAGCUGUUCCAUGUGGAGCCAGGCCUGCAGAGGCUUUUCUACCGGGGCAAGCAGAUGGAGGACGGCCACACGCUGUUUGACUACGACGUCCGCCUGAACGACACCAUCCAGCUGCUGGUCCGGCAGAGCCUCGUGCUGCCUGCCCCCAGCGGCGGUGGCACCGGGGGCAGCAAGGAGAGGGACUCUGAACUCUCCGACACGGACUCCGGCUGCUGCCUGGCCCAGAGCGAGUCUGACAAGUCCUCCAACAGUGGCGAGGCCGCGGCCGAGCCGGAAGGGAAGGCCGACGAGGAUGAGUGGGAUGAGACGGAGCUGGGCCUCUACAAGGCUGGCGAGUACGUGGACGCGAGGGACACGAACAUGGGCGCGUGGUUUGAGGCCAAGGUCAUCAGGGUGACGAGGAAGGUGCCGGCCCAGGAUGAGCCCUGCAGCUCCACCUCCAGCCCGAAGCCGGAGGACGACAUCGUCUAUCAUGUGAAAUACGACGACUACCCGGAGAACGGAGUGGUGCAGAUGAACUCACAGAACGUCCGGGCUCGCGCCCGACACAUCAUCAAAUGGCAGGACCUGGAGGUGGGCCAGAUGGUCAUGGUCAACUACAACCCUGACAACCCCAAGGAUCGCGGCUUCUGGUACGACGCGGAGAUCCUGCGGAAACGUGAGACCCGGACGGUGCGGGAGCUGCACGCCAACGUCAGGAUCGGGGACGAUUCUCUCAACGACUGUCGGAUCAUCUUUGUGGACGAGGUUUUCAAGAUUGAACGCCCUGGUGAGGGGAACCCCAUGGUGGAAAACCCGACAAGAAGGAAGAGCGGGCCCUCCUGCAAGCACUGCAAGGACGAUGAGCGGAAGCCGUGCCGCAUGUGCGCCUGCCACCUGUGCGGGGGCAAGCAGGACCCCGACAAGCAGCUGCUGUGCGACGAGUGCGACAUGGCCUUCCACACGUACUGCCUGUGCCCGCCGCUCAGCAGCAUCCCCACCGAGGAGGAGUGGUACUGCCCCGAGUGCCGGAUCGACUCCAGCGAGGUGGUGCAGGCAGGCGAGAAGCUGAAGGAGAGUAAGAAGAAGGCAAAGAUGGCGUCGGCCACGUCGUCCUCUCAGCGGGACUGGGGCAAGGGCAUGGCGUGCGUGGGCCGCACCAAGGAGUGCACCAUCGUGCCGUCCAACCACUUUGGCCCCAUCCCAGGCAUCCCCGUGGGCACCAUGUGGAGGUUCAGAGUCCAGGUCAGCGAGUCUGGGGUCCAUCGACCUCACGUGGCAGGCAUCCACGGCCGGAGCAACGAUGGGGCGUACUCCCUGGUCCUGGCUGGAGGGUAUGAGGACGAUGUGGACCACGGGAACUCGUUCACAUACACAGGUAGCGGUGGACGAGACCUUUCCGGUAACAAGCGGACUGCAGAACAGUCCUGUGAUCAGAAACUCACCAACACCAACAGGGCGCUGGCUCUGAACUGCUUUGCCCCCAUCAACGACCUCAAAGGGGCCGAGGCCAAGGACUGGCGGUCAGGGAAGCCGGUCCGGGUGGUGCGGAAUGUCAAGGGCCGCAAGCACAGCAAGUACGCCCCCAUCGAGGGCAACCGGUACGACGGCAUCUACAAGGUGAGUGGGGGCCCCCGUGCCUGUCCCUCGCCCCUGGCCCCCAGGUCACUGACCCCACGCUUCUUCCCGCAGGUCGUGAGGUACUGGCCCGAGAAAGGCAAGUCCGGCUUCCUGGUGUGGCGCUUCCUCCUGCGCAGGGAUGACGUCGAGCCGGGACCCUGGACCAAGGAGGGGAAGGACCGGAUCAAGAAGCUGGGGCUGACCAUGCAGUACCCAGAAGGCUACCUGGAGGCCCUGGCCAGGAGGGAGAAGGAGAAGGAAAACAGCAAGAGGGAAGCCCUGGAGAAAGAGGACGACGCAGAGGAGGACUUCACGUCCCCCAGGAAGGGCAAGCGGAAAAGCAAGUCGGCUGGCGACGGGUCCUCGCGAGGGGCACCCAAGAAGACCAAGGUGGAGCCCUACAGCCUCACCACCCAGCAGAGCAGCCUCAUCAAGGAGGACAAGAGCAACACAAAGCUGUGGACGGAGAUCCUGAAGUCACUCAAGGACGGGCCGAAAUUCCUGAGCAAAGUGGAGGAGGCGUUCCAGUGUAUUUGUUGCCAGGAGUUGGUGUACCGCCCGAUCACGACCGUGUGCCAGCACACCGUGUGCAAGGAUUGCCUGGACAGGUCCUUCAGGGCCCAGGUGUUCAGCUGCCCGGCCUGCCGCUAUGACCUGGGCCGGAGCUACACCAUGCACGUGAACCAGCCGCUGCAGGCUGUCCUCAACCAGCUCUUUCCUGGCUACGGGAGCGGACGGUGAUCCUCAAGCACUUCUCGCCGGGUGUUUUUUUAAAAAAACGUUAUCGGGGGGGUCUGUGGCCCCCAUUUUGUUUUUAGUGAGCUUAACUUAAACAUGUAGUUUCUCCUCCACUCCCUAAAAAAAAAAGCCUCGUCUUCCCGGUUUGGGUUUUUUUUUUUUUUUUUGAUCUAUAAAAUUUUUUCAGGAAUUUGUAUUGUGGCUCAAAGGAAGGAAGUCGGACUUCUCCGUGUUUUUAUUUUGGUUUUAAAAAUAAAUAAAUAAAUAAAAAGCCUGCAAUUUAUCAGUGGGAAAAAAAACCCCAAAAACCAAAAAAAAAAAAAAAUUGUUUUUCUUCUGAGGAUGGAAUUAGAAACAACUUGGCGUGAAGGCCACUGAAAUUCCCAGCAUCAGGUUCUCAGCUGUUCUGGCCACCGACUCACAAGACGGCGCCAGGCUGCCUAGAACAAUCUUUUCAAGGUUGGUGGGUCAGGCCCCCAGAGGUGAAAUCCCGCCUGGCGGUGGCCCUGGGUGUGGUGUUGGCCCUGCAUCGCCGGCAGGAAAGUGUUCAAAGGAAAAGCUGUUCAAAGGAAAAGCGGAGAAGUCCCGUUGGGCCCAGUUGAACCCCCCUGCCUCCAAGCCAUCCCCCACUGGGCUGCUUCUGCGUCCCCACCGGCCACCCGAGCAGAGAGCUGGGGCCACACCGAAGCUACCUCCGCUGGACUCUUCCCCUCCAUGGGGGCUGAUGGGCGGCCCAGCGAUGUCCCCUCUGGACGCCAUGGAAGCAAACGCCUGGGGCCACGUUCAAGUGCCUUUGGUCCCUCCUUCCUUCUUCAACGCGGGGCUCUUUCUCAGCACUGGAUUGUUGACAGUGCCAACCAGAAUCUCACACUGUGGUCCUCCAACGCCUCCCUGGAGACCCCGGGUGAGCGAGUGGGGACGAUGGGACUUUUGUCGAUCCUCGAAGUUGAAUUUUCAACUCGCCAAUUGGGAAUUACAAGAGGGAAACGUUUAAAAAAAAAAAAAAAAAACCUUUCUAAAUGAAAUUUUUUUUGUAGUUACUGUAUAUGUACCGAGAAAGCUAAUAACUUAGGGUUUGGUUGUGUUUUUUGUGAGGGGGGGGAGUUUUGUGUUUUUUGGAAUGAUUUGUUAAUGUUUCUAACUUGACCAAAGUUUGCAGCUUAUACCUCAACAGAACAGGGAUAUUUUAAAUCACAUAACUGCAGACAAACUGGAGCGAUAUUGUUUUAAAAGUUUCUCUUUUUUUCCUUAUUAUUAGGUGGUUAAUGUAUUAGGAAUAAACGACGAAAUCCUGUGUAGGCUUUUUCUAUGAAGUUCAAUAUUCUCUGUCCAGGUUUUAGAUUCUCAGAAUAAAUGCCUUUUACAGAUGAA
Mesoplodon densirostris (Blainville's beaked whale) is the source of this 3990-nucleotide messenger RNA. It is a transcript of the gene UHRF1, whose product is annotated as ubiquitin like with PHD and ring finger domains 1. Gene Ontology annotation, biological process: negative regulation of gene expression via chromosomal CpG island methylation. Lineage: Eukaryota; Metazoa; Chordata; Mammalia; Artiodactyla; Ziphiidae. The record is from RefSeq and is a predicted model, not a curated record. Gene Ontology annotation, molecular function: protein binding; ubiquitin protein ligase activity. The transcript is spliced from 16 exons. Bases 184 to 2622 code for a protein of 812 amino acids.